AUCCAAGACUUUCCAUUUCUCCAAACCAAACCAGAGAUAUUAAUAAUAAACAAAAGGAGGAAAUUAUAACAUCGGCCAGAAGUCCAAGAUUCAUUCAUUCUUGCCCCUGAAUUCUAAUGGCUCAGAAGGUUGUGCUGAAGAUCUUGACUAUGACUGAUGAGAAAACAAAACAGAGAGCCAUAGAAGCAGCUGCAGAUAUUCUUGGUGUGGAUUCAAUAGCUGCUGAUCUGAGUAACCAAAAGUUAACAGUGAUUGGUGAAAUGGAUGCUGUUGCUGUUGUGAAGAAAUUGAAGAAAGUUGGUAAAGUUGAUAUAUUGUCAGUUGGGCCAGCAAAAGAAGAUAAAAAGGAAGAAAAAAAGGAAGAGAAAAAAGAAGAAAACAAAGAGGAGAAGAAAGAAGAGAAGAAGGAAGAAGAAAAGAAACAUUAA
Striga asiatica is the source of this 428-nucleotide messenger RNA. Lineage: Eukaryota; Viridiplantae; Streptophyta; Magnoliopsida; Lamiales; Orobanchaceae. The record is from the annotation of a GenBank genome assembly.